This is a messenger RNA of Chilo suppressalis (striped riceborer), 2715 nucleotides long. Lineage: Eukaryota; Metazoa; Arthropoda; Insecta; Lepidoptera; Crambidae. The record is from the annotation of a GenBank genome assembly.
AUGGCUGUGAGUGUACUGUUUGUGUUUUCGUUGUUAGUGUCAUGUGCGGUCGCUGAGGAAUACAAAAUAGGUGGUAUAUUCUAUCAAGAUGCGGAGGACGCGAAAGUGGCGUUCACUAUAAGUGCUAAAAUGUACAACUUCACGCCCAUAUUAAGGGAGGUGUCUAAAAGGGGAGAAACACUUGAAGUGAGCGAACACGUCUGUUCCCUUGCUGAGGAAAGCGUCCUUGGCAUAGUAGAUGGGAUCGGUGGACGCUCCAGUGAGAUUAUCCAAGCGCUAUGCGACACCAUGGAGCUACCCCAUGUCGUCAUUCGACAUGACGUCAUCAACACCAAAAACUGGUCCCUGCUAAACCUGUAUCCUAGUCCGACAGCUUACAAUAUGGUAUUAGAAAAGCUGGUUUUAGAAAAGGAAUGGAGAAAUUUUACUUUGGUGUACGUGAGAGGCAACAGCUUGUUGCGGCUGCAAAAUUUAUUGAUGAUGGGCAACGACACCGACAAGUAUACUAUUUCAGUAAGAGAAUUGGAUGGUUCUGAUUACAGGGAUGUUCUUAUUAACGCAAAAGAGAAUGGCUAUACCAACUUCGUGGUGGAUUGUCCGUCAAGAUACUUGGAGCAGUUACUGAGACACGCACAGCAAGUGGGCCUUAUGUCUGAUGAGCACUCUUACAUUAUAAUAUCGCCUGAUCUAUUCACUUUGGACUUAGAGAGGUACAGAUACGGCGGAGUCAAUAUGACAGGUUUCCGUUUGAUGGAUCUGCAAUCGAACGAUCGCCUCUGGAAUUUCACAAAUCAGUUCAACCUUGAAACUGGCAAAAGUCUACAAACUGAAGAGAUCAAAACCGAAUUGGUUCUAAUACAAGACGCGAUGCAGGUGUUUUCUGCCGCCUUGGAGAAGUUGAUUUAUAUACAAACGCAAUCGCUUAGCUGUGAAAACUAUGAGAGCUGGAUGUAUGGAUCGUCACUAAUGAAUUUCAUGAAAACGAAUAAAGUUGAAGGCUUGACAAGGUCUUUGCUUUUCGACGGACGCGGAUUACGUUCAGAAGUCAUAUUUGAUGUGUUGGAGUUGACCUCUUCGGGAAACCAGACUAUAGGGCACUGGAAAUCUAAUGAGUUAACUAUACAAAGGCCAUUUAUACCGGACACAGAAAUAAUUGAAGAAUCGGUAUUGCGCAAUAAAUCUCUCAAAGUUCUGAUAGCAUUGACACCACCAUAUGCCUAUAUAAAGGAAUCCGAUAUAAAAUUGGAGGGCAAUGACCGCUACGAAGGAUUCACCGUGGAUCUUAUCGAUAAAAUAGCUGAUAUUCUCGGAUUCAGUUACGAGUUCGAGAUAGAGGGCGUAUAUGGUAAACUUGACCCGGAUACUGGCAAGUACACCGGUAUGGUUCUGAAGCUAAUGGAAGAGAGAGCGGACUUGGGAAUUUGCGACUUCACAAUGACAGCGGAACGACAGAAAGCUAUAGAUUUUUCAACGCCGUUCAUGACUACGGGCAUCGCUAUAUUGUACAAGCAGCCGAGUAAACAACCUCCCGCCAUGUUCUCAUUCAUGGAAGUUUUCUCGAAAGAGGUAUGGUAUUACAUGGUCCUUAUCCAGUUGGGCCUAGGGGUUAUUAUGAUCUUCGUUGGUCGUAUCUCCAACAAGGAAUGGCAGAACCCCGUGCCUUGCAUUGAACAACCCGAAGAGCUCAGCAACCAGUUCAGUUUCGCUAACUCAGUUUGGCUCAUCAUUGGAUCCGUGAUGCAGCAAGGCUCAGAAAUUGCACCCAUUGCGUUGGCUCCAAGAAUGAUAACCAGUAUAUGGUGGUUCUUCACAAUGGUGAUGGUGGCUUCAUACGUCGGUACCCUAGUUGCAUUCUUAACGGUAGAAAAGAAUGUCGUGCCCUUUAAGACACCUGAAGAUCUAUACAAACAAAAAUCAAUUGCAUACGGUGCGAAAAAUGGUGGUUCUACUAUGGAUUUCUUUAAGGGGGCUUCAAAUGAGAUUUAUAAGAAAAUGUAUCAAAAGAUGCAAUCAAAAGGAUGGGCAGUGAACGCGAACGACGACGGUGUUGCAUUAGCAGAAAAUUCAACGUAUGCAUUUUUAAUGGAAGGAGCGUCGAUAGAAUACUACAGGGAGAGACAUUGUGAUUUACUUCAAGUUGGCAACUUGCUUGACCAGAAGAGUUACGGCAUCGGAAUGAAAAAAAAUUCACCAUACAAAGUCCAUAUUGAUGAUGCACUACUAAAACUUAAGGAGAGAGGUCAAAUACAAAAGCUGAAGGACUUAUGGUGGAAGGACAGAAGGGGUGGAGGAAAAUGCCAGGAAAAACAUGAAGAUAGUGCUAAGCGUCUGGAAAUGAAAAAUAUGUCAGGCGCUUUUGUAGUGCUAGGGGUGGGGUGCCUUAUUGGCCUCGGUAUAUCCACUUUGGACAUGCUCUGGGGUGUUUUCAAACGUUCCGUGAAGUAUGGUACCACCUUCAAAUAUGAAUUAGUGGAAGAGCUCAAGUUCGCCCUUAAAUUCAGUGGUGACGUCAAACCUGUCAAAAGACCACCGAAGACAGAAGAUGGAAGUGCAGAAGCCUUAGCUGAUCCAGAGGGGAAGGAUGACAUCGCUACAUUGAAAUCACAUUUUUCGGGCAAAUCUACAUCUACUCGUAGGACGCAACACUCACAUAGCUCUAAGCAUUCUUCUAGUGGUUUAAGCGUCGCUUUCGCUAGGAGAAGAGAGUAUACUUAA